Molecule: messenger RNA, 1134 nt
Organism: Paramecium tetraurelia
Lineage: Eukaryota; Ciliophora; Oligohymenophorea; Peniculida; Parameciidae
Exons: 1
Source: RefSeq, a predicted model, not a curated record
AUGAUGAAAAGAAAUAGUUAAAGUCGAGUACCCAAAAUUGAAAUUUAGACAGAAUUAUUGUCUAUUAAAUUAAUCUAGCAUAAUCCAAACAUUAAUUUUGACAAAUAUGAUUGGUGUCAAAAGUUUUCGGAAAUCAUACAUGCUGAUAAAUUGAAAUCUCAUAUUGCUAUUUCCAAUGACAAAGUAUCAAUUAUCAAAGGCAAAAAUAUAUAUUCUUGGGGAGUUAUCGAUAAAUCAUUCACUUUUAAAUAGGAAAAAUCAGAUAUCCUAGAUACAAUCACGAUAGAUUCAAGAUGUUUCAUUUUAGACAAGGAUAAAAAGGUUUAUAAAUCGAAUGAUAAACAGAUACUUUUUAACAAUAUCAAAGCAAUUAGAAACUUUUAAAAUGCCUUAAUACUCCUUACGGGUGAUAAUCAAUUGUUGGAUGAGAAAUAAAAUAAACUCAAAUAAAAUAUAGAAGAUGUUUAAAGUAGUAAUGAAUUCUUGGGAAUUUAAACAAAAAAUAAUAUUACUAUUGCUGGUAAGUUUCCUUUUUAAUAAAUCUUUGAAGUGAAGGCAACCAAAAUUUCUUGUGGCUUAUAACAUGUUAUGUGUCUCUCAUAAGAAGGAUAACUAUACAUUUGGGGUGAAGGUAAGUCUGGUUAAAUUGGCAACGGAUCAUUGAAGUAGUAAUAAUGGCCAUAGCUUGUUAUGACCAAUGUCUAAGACAUAGCUGCUGGCACAGAAUCUUCCACUUUAUUAAAAGGUAACAGAAUUUACUAUUGUGGAACCAAUGAAUAAAUUAACAAAUAACAUACAUUCGUCCCUUAUUAAUCAGAUAACAUCUUUAUUAGGAUCUACUCAUGUUGGAGUCAGGUUAUGGAUGUACAAUAUGCACAUUAUGUUGAUUUUGAUCAAGAACUCUAUGAAGAAUUGAAUAAGAUAGUUAAGCAAAUAGAAGAUGAUGAUUUAUUAUUGCCUGACGAAAAUCUUACUCGAUAAACAAAAGCUAUGAGCACUCAUGAAUCACAAAUGAUGAAGAAACCACUUCCACCUCAAAUAUUUGGCUAGUAAACAAAAACCUCUACUAACUCAAGUAUAAUUAAAAGCAAAAGUAAGACCCCUUAAAAAAAAUUGAAAUUUUAGUUAGAUUGA